Messenger RNA from Haplochromis burtoni (Burton's mouthbrooder), 2738 nucleotides. It is a transcript of the gene sgf29, whose product is annotated as SAGA complex associated factor 29. Lineage: Eukaryota; Metazoa; Chordata; Actinopteri; Cichliformes; Cichlidae. The record is from RefSeq and is a predicted model, not a curated record. The coding region runs from base 109 to 981 and encodes 290 amino acids. The transcript has 10 exons. Gene Ontology annotation, cellular component: SAGA complex.
CUGCUGCACACGAUUAGUACCAAAGAAGAAGAACAGAAGGCCAGUACCUGCGGUUCCUGAGUUGAGCGCAAAUAAUAGAAGAAAGCAGCUCGGUGAGGAGGUUAAAUCAUGUCCGCUGACCCCAAGAUUGCGGAGCUGCUCACUGAGCUCCACCAGCUCAUCAAGCAGACACAGGAGGAGAGGUCACGCAGUGAACACAACCUGCUCAACAUCCAGAAAACGCACGAGAGGAUGCAGACUGAGAACAAGACUUCUCCGUACUACCGCACCAAGCUGAGGGGGCUCUACACCACGGCCAAGGCAGACGCUGAGGCGGAGUGCAGCAUUCUGCGUCACGCCCUCGAUAAGAUCGCAGAAAUCAAGUCUUUGCUGGAGGAGCGGCGGAUAGCUGCAAAGAUGGCGGGCGUUUACAGCGACAGUGACCCUCCCAGGAAGACGAUGAGGCGUGGCGUCCUCAUGACGCUCCUCCAGCAGUCGGCCAUGACACUUCCUCUGUGGAUCGGGAAGCCGGGGGAGAGCCCUCCUCCUCUGUGCGGGGCGACCCCUGCGAGCAGCGACUACGUAGCCAAACAGGGAGACAAGGUGGCGGCGAGGGUGAAGAGCGUGGAGGGCGAUGAGCAGUGGAUCCUGGCUGAGGUGGUCAGCUACAACCAUUCCACCAACAAGUACGAAGUGGACGACAUCGACGAGGAGGGCAAAGAGCGGCACAUGCUGAGCAGACGGCGGAUCAUCCCUCUGCCGCAGUGGAAAGCCAACCCGGAGACGGACCCUGAGGCGUUGUUCAGUAAGGACCAGCUGGUGCUGGCCCUUUACCCUCAGACCACCUGCUUCUACCGAGCGCUGAUCCACACGCCGCCGCACAGGCCUCAGGACGAUUACUCGGUGCUGUUUGAGGACACGUCGUACCCUGACGGUUACUCACCGCCGCUCAACGUGGCCCAGCGCUACGUGGUCGCCUGCAAAGAGAACAAGAAGAAGUGAGCGGCGGCGGCGGGACCAAACCUCCAUGUUUAUAAGAACACGUGUUCCUCAGUCUGAUGCUUGUAUCCCUGGGACUGAUGUUGUUUCUUGUCAGCUCUCAUCAGAGUGGGAUUUGUAUUGAUCAGCUGAUCAGAUGUUGAACAGCAGGAAGCACUCGAGGAAGAAGAAAAAAACAUUUUUUAAUUUAUUUUCAGGAAGUAAAAAAAACUCAUUCAUGUUUUAUUCAAACUGUUUUGUUUUUUUAUGUGUUCGUGUUUGUUGUUGUUUUAAAAAACUGUGCACAGGUUUGUGUCCACGUCUCUUCUCUUUGUGUAAAACUGAACAUGACUCCAAAGUACAGACGCAGGAAGUCGGUGAAACACACGACUCUCGUUUGAAACUAAAAGCUGUGACACGUGGAAACGUGAUCUGCACGAGGAGCAGAGGCAGGGUACAGGUCCUGGGGUCACCGUCCUCGGGUCAUGCUUGGACUUCCAGCUGUGUUUACUUGAAGGUUAAAAGAAAACCAGGUGCUUCAGUCAGAUUAAUACACGACAAUCAAUAGAAUCAGAAUAUUCGUCCGUAAGUAAAUUAUGUGGGUUACAGUUGCUCCAGGACAGCAACAGACUGAACUAUUUAAACCAUACAAUAUGUUCAGAGUUUACAAAUUUAACAGACAGAUGACGUAAAGCUUUAUUAGUCCCACACGUUGGUCACUGCCAAAAAUAUUGUGGCCAAGUUUAAGAGCAGCAAGAGUUCAGAAAAACAAUAAGUUAAAAAUAGAAUAACGUGCUACACAACAAGAGUAAAAUGCUUUGUCAUAGUAGGAAAAAUUGCAUCAGGGAGACAGUUACAACUGUGUGUGUCUGCACAGGUGUGGUCAUCUGCAGAGACUGACAGCAGCUGGAAGGAAAGACCUGUGAAAUCUCCGUCCCACAUCGUGGGUGCAGCAGCUGAAGGAGCUGCUCAGGGUGUAACUGUGCAUUAGUUGUACAGGGAGCCACAGGCAGGAAUGACUUCCUGUGUCAUUCAGUGGUGCAUUAUGGGUAAUCUCAGUCUCUCACUGAACGAGCUCCUGUGGCUAGCCAGCACGUCAUGGAGUGGGUGGGAGGUGUUAUCCAACAUUGUCUUUGUCUUAGACAGCACCAGCCUCUCCGACACCACCCUAAGGAAGUCCAGCUCCGUCCCCACAACAUUACUGGCCUUGAGGAUCAGUUUAUUCAGUCUGUGGGGGUCUGCAACCCUCAACCUGCUGCCCCAGCAUGCAGCAGCAUAGAGGAUUGCACUGACUGUAACAAAAAAUCCUGAGAAUUGUCAGACAGAUGUUAAAUGACCUCAGCCGCUUCAGAAAAUAGAGCCGAGUCUGGCCCUGCCUGUAAAGUGCAGUGGUGUUUUUAACCCAGUGUAGUGUGUAUGUGUACUCGGAGGUAUUUAUAGUCCUCCACAUGAAGAAAGGUCUUUUAAUGUGCUCGAGGAGCACGAGGAGCCCACGCACGUGCUCCUCUCUGUAUUUAUUUUAAUGAAGCAUCUGAAACAUCAUCACACAAACUGUCAGUGUGCAGUUUGGAGGACGACAAUCUCCAGCUUUGUUUUCAUUCACACUGAUCUCAGGAACGUAGUGUUUCCAUUUCGUAUAUUACCAGAUAUUAAUGAGAUUUUGUUGUAUUUGUUAUUUUUGUGAUAUUAAAAUAUUAUAUGAAUUUCUCUCAAAUUUGCAGCUUGUUUUAUAAGUUUGUCCAUGUUUAAAUGAAGUGUUUUUAAUUCUAGUAAAUUCACCU